Chelonoidis abingdonii (Abingdon island giant tortoise) is the source of this 735-nucleotide messenger RNA. The record is from RefSeq and is a predicted model, not a curated record. NCBI's taxonomy places the organism in Eukaryota, Metazoa, Chordata, Testudines, Testudinidae.
AUGCCCCUGGGCCAAUGGAGGGAGGGCUCAGGUGGGCGCUGGUUGUCAGACUGGGCUGCCAACGCCUUUGCUGCUGUGUGGAUUGCUGAUGUGGGCUCUGAGAACCCAGCCCAGGUCAAGCAGCAUCUCCAAUGUGGUUUGUCUGGAGAGGGGCCGGGCCUGGCGGUGCUGGGUGUGGGGCUGGCAGCUGUUGAGAUAAAGCAGGCCGUGUGUCCCAGCUCCACCAUGGCAUCACCUUUGUUCUUGUCACGGGGAGCCCUGCCCCGCUUGGCUUACCAUAGGCUGGCUGGUCACAGCCCCGGCAUUGUCUUCCUCUUGGGGUUCAACGACACCAGGGCAAACCCCAAGUGCCUGGCCUUGGAGCAGUUCUGCCAGGAGUCGGGACGGGCUUUCCUGAGCUUUGACUACACGGGCUGCGGCUGCUCAGACGGGUGUUUUGAGGACUGUUUGAUUGGCCAUUGGAAAAAUGAUGUUUUAACAGUGCUGGAUGAACUCACCAGCGGGCCGCAGAUCCUCGUUGGUGUCAGCAUGGGAGGCUGGCUCAUGCUCUUAGCAGCCCUGGAGCGGCCAGGGAGGGUGGCUGGGCUGGUGGCCACAGCAAUCGCGGCUGAUGCCUUCAUAACGCUGUACAGACAGCUCCCUCCGGAGGCUGCUGCUGCUGAUCUGUCUGGAGUCUCUCUCCUCCCUCCUGGGUUGGAACCAGAAAGGGGCUUGCCAUCCUGCUCGUGGGAUUAG